AGAUGCAAUACACAUCUAAUCAACAUUUAAAUCCUUGCAGCGUUGCGCUGUCUUCCUUUUAUCUGUAGCGUUCCAUAGUGAACACUCCGGAGAAACACUUCCAUGGAGCAGCAGUCUGUGUGCUACUCGCGGAAGCGUCGUCUGCAUGCUGCUCUCUGAUUGCCUAUGCAUAGAGCUCUGAUAAGAAUUGACCAAACAGCCAGGCCACCGUACCAUUUCGGUGGAAGUGUACUGAAAAUGAUGCAGCAGGCGACUACAAUCUCUCAUCGCCAAACUCGGCCGACUCGGCUCCUUCACCUUGCCCUCUGGUGUGGUUUAUACCCACAAUCCGGAAGAGUUGGAUGGCGAAAUGGGUGGCGUUCGUUCGUUUCGUUGGUGCCCUAGCUCCCCACCUGUGCCACCUCGGACAGCGCGAAAACAAGGUGUAUAGCAACAGCAAACGGUACUGUACACCUUCUAAAGUUGCUGGGUACCUCGCCCCUGUGCGGAGGUUUGUGGAAAAAACCUCCGUUUUUAUAUGGUGGAGGAGAUUGAUGAGAGUCCCGGUCCUUCUCCGUUACACAAGCGGGUACGAGGAAUGGGAUGGUUUGUCUUGCUGGAUGGAUCUAGCUGUACAGGGGGAGGGAAGGAUGAAUAGUAGCGGCAGCAUGAUGGGACGGACGCAAUGUCGACCGGCAAUAGUCGAGCAAUCUUCGUUAUCAAAAGUCAGGUCCAAUGGAUUUGAGUUACACCGUCACGGGAACGCUGUCGACGACGUGUUGCCUCACUCGCAAACCAUAUCGCAGCUCAGUUCGUGUUCAACCGAAGACGGGAUCGUCUAGCGUCGCUUUCAGUUAGCUGUUUGGUUUUUUUUGGUGAACAUUUAUUUUCAUUUGUUAUGCGAGAAAAUUAUUUAUAAAAGGAAUUGAUUGUGAGGUUGUGAAUUUAGGUUGGGAAGAUAGUACUUGCACGUGCUUGGGAGAGGAUAGUUUUCUUCGGGCAUUGUCAGUAAGCAAACAAUCGCAUAGAGGAUCCACGAGUUGUUGAAACGAUCGCGGGUGCGGGUGCAGAGGGUGGCAGUGUGUGGUUGUGACAUGGUGUUGUGGCAGAGACCUAGAUAGUAUUGGAACAGGGAUUGAAACAAGACCGAUUCUAGGCUAAAGAGCGCUUUAGACUAUUAUACCAGUGUGGGAAGUGUCAAACAUUGGAGUAAGCCUGUUCCGGUGAAUAUAAACUAGUUACGUGGCGUGUAUUAUUCCAUCCUGUUAUUAUACCGAUAGCUGUAAUCGGAUAUUAUACCGAUAUAGCUGUGUUUUUUUCUCCGCACUGCACAUAAAUCUUUCCUGCUGGCUUCCAAGGCUUUAAAAUACGUUUCACACAUGGUACCGAAGAUGGGCAAAAUAAUUCCUGAAUUUUGCGUCCUUCGACGCACCCGAUACAAGAAAAGUCAAAAGAGACGCUUUCGUUUGUUAUCAUGAAGCGGAAGACUCUAGUCUGUCAGUUUGCUUCCCCUUUAGACGUAGACGUUCACAAUACACCACAGGCCAUUUUGCUCGAAGGCAAGUACUGGAAGAGAAAAUGCAACGUAAUCAAGGCAGAGUACAAGAAAUGGCGACGGUUUAACGUAAACAGAGCAUUAGGUGCAACUAACAUUGUCGAUACGAAUAGCGAAUUAGACUUCUUGGAGUGGUCUCCGAUCAGUAAUGAUAUAUUUAUGAUCACCGAUAAUAUGCCCACGGAUACGCUGUUCUCCACACUAGCCCAGUAUCCGUUUCCCGACUCUAGAGAGAUAGCUCGCGGUGCUGGUCGGGCCGACUUCAUUCAGCCCAGCUUGGGCCCGCUGCAGCCAAACCUUGAUGAUUUGAUGGAUUUGGACCUAGACUUUCUGAACUUCUCGCGACUUGCCCCCGUACCGGAAGAAGCAUCAGACGAUCUGCUGAAAGCAAUCGACUACAAUUACACACUCGGGUCCAACCAAUUAACGAACGCUGGUAGUAGCAUACAGGAGGCGCCGGGGACACUCCAGGCAGCAGUCUCCGGCAGUAAUCAACAGACGAACCAAACGGGCGGCUGCAUACAGCAGCAACCGGCUGGCAUUCAAUAUUCGGCAAAGAUCUACGCCCAAACAUUGCAACCGUCGAGUGCCGGUUCGCCUUCGCCUACCGUACAGUCCUCCAUCGCCCAGCAGCUAAGCAACGCAAUCGAUACGUAUCUAUCCGAUCAGCUUAUUGGUGGCGGAAGUCAGACUGGUAACAAUCAACCGACCGCAUCGCUGGGUGCAUCGCUCGGUAUUGGUCCGGUGGCAUCAUCCGGUCAGCCACAUCAGCAGCACACGCUAGCCGGCGGUAACAGUAGCGACGAGUUGGCGCGCAGUGUUAAAUCGAAGUUUAGCCGCGGGUACGCCAAACACAACUACGAUCCCAAAUACCCACCGACACCGCAUCAAACGAUGGCAUACAACAUGGUUUCGCAGCCACACAUGGGACAGGCGGGUGGCAAUAGUGCGGUCCUUGGAACAUCCGGUCCUUACGGUAGCAAUGCCACGGGUGGUUUCCAGAAUGUGAUUUCUUCAUCCGCCUCCUCCUCCUCCUCCACGUCCGGCAUUCUUCAGAUGGGUUCCGGUGGUGGCAUCCCAUCAUCGUUAACGCCCGGUAGUAUGCAGCUACACUACAACCAUUCCGCUUUGCAGAACGUUGCUAGCAAUCCUGUUAACCUCUCCAACAGUCCCGGUGCAACCAGUGCUGGUGGUGGUGGUGGUAAUGGUGGUGGUAACAUAAGAACCACCUCCCAAAUGGGCACCACAGGCGUUGGCACGACGUCUGCCCAACCGAACGUGCCCGGCGGUUCGGUAAUGCUUUUGCAAAGCAUCAACUCUAAACUGCUGACGCACAGCCAAUCCUUGCCGGUGCCGGCAUUACCGCAAGCAAAACCAGCCGCACCACAACCCCGCUCAACCUCCAUGCCGACCGGGCCGAACUACAACCAAAUGCUGGCAUCGCAACACUCGCCUCCCGGUAGUCUGCAUGCAUCGCAAUCGGGAAGUAGCUACAAAUCGUACCACGGACACCAACCGCAACCGUACAAAAUACCGUCACAAACAGUCGGUGCCGGUGGUUCAUAUGCCAGCGGAGUACGAGCGAUGCGUCAUUCGUCCCCACCGCACGGUACACUCCUGCAGCCAACUACCGGCUCUACCGGGCCAUCAACGGGCCACGGUAUGAGUGCGAACACUGUAGGAAUAUCGAACGCACUAGAGCAGUCACAACAGCAGCUGCAGGAUCUUCAGCUUCAACAGCAGCAGCAGCAGCAGCAACAACAGCAAUCAAUUGUGUCCACCGCUGGCAGUUUGCAGCAGCAGCAACAAACGCAAGCUAAACGUCAUCCGCCACAUCCCACCAAAGAGAUGUUCCGUUCGAACAGUCUUCCGAUUAAUGCGACCUUUCCGCUACCACCGAAGGAGGCGGAAAACUUUGCCAUGCCUCGCUACCAUCAGUCCUCCCAGAAGGCCAAUGCGAAAUUGCGCACACGCAGCAACUCGAUGAUCAUGAAGCAGCAGACGGGUGUCAUAACGAACCCUGGUAUAGGGAUGAUGGGAUCUGGCAGUAGCAGCAGCAGCACGGCAAUGGCAGGUGGAGGUAGUUCGCAGCAUGUCAUGUCACCGACACUGCACGCGACCUCCAGUGAACCGAUGCUCAACGUUACCAACAGUGCGCUGCUUGCCCAACUACUAACCACUAAUAACGCAAGUACCUUACUGAGUAAACAAUCACACAGUACAUCAUCAAGUGCCAUAAGUACCUUAACGCAGUCGUCGUCGCAACAGCAGCAGCAGCAACACCAGCAACAGACCAGUUUGUUUCAAACGAUGUCAAUGGGUAAUACCAUUUCCCCAUCGUCCUCUCAGCUUCAGUUGCAUCAACUGCAACAGCAGCAGCAACAGCAGCAACAGCAGCAACAGCAACAGCAGCAACAUCACCACCAUCAAAUGUCCAAUGCAACACCCGGUACAUCCAGCAGUACGAUGCGAGCUCAACCGAGCCACAGUUCCGUGCUGAAUUUUGCCUCCUCGGCCGGUAUGUCGCUUUCGCAGCAGAGUCUUUCGCCCGAUUCGGCACACGAUACGGAUGGUCCCCUGUCACCAACGGGGUUGGGUGGUAGUGGCAGUACAAGUACGGGCGGUGCCGGUAGUAAAUUCCCGCGCAGCGAUAGCCAACGGCGUACGGGGCACAUUCACGCGGAACAGAAACGUCGGUACAACAUAAAGAAUGGGUUCGAUACGCUUCACUCGCUGAUACCGCAGCUGCAGCAAAAUCCGAAUGCGAAGCUAAGCAAAGCGGCAAUGUUACAGAAGGGAGCGGAUUACAUCAAGCAGCUACGCACGGAACGUACGUCCGCCAACGAUCAGAUGGAUGCAUUGCGCCGGGAGAUUGAUCAGUUGAAUAAUUCAUUGAACAAUCUUCAUACGGCAUUGCCCGCCAGUGGGGCACCCGUAUCACGCCAGCGAACCGGUCGCGUGAAGGACCUGUACCAACACUACGUCCGACAGCGAACGUUGGAGAACUGGAAAUUCUGGAUCUUCGGGUUGAUCUUCGAACCGUUGCUAAACUCCUACAACCAAACGGUUUCCGUCGCGAGUAUGGAUGAAAUGUAUCGCACCAGCCAGCUGUGGGUUGAUCAACACUGUUCGCUGGUGGAGCUAAGGCCUGCCGUCUCCAAUCAGCUGCGCCAACUGUCAACGACGACGGAUGUUCUGUCGGAUCCUCCUAGCUCGCUGCAGGAGGAGGUACUUAAGGCGAUCUCCAAUUCAAACAACAACUCUCUCGUACCGAGAGGCUCCGGACAGGGUAGCAGCCGUGGAGGAAGUAGCACCGAAACCAGUCCCCAUAGAUCGUAAAACGUUGCUGCUGGUUGGGAUGUUUUCCAGUUUUUCUUUUAACUCGCUCUAUUUCUCCAUUCUAUUUUUUUUGUUUUAUUAUCAUUGAACGAUUUGUUUUACUACACUUUCAUGUUAAAUGUGCGAAUUCUAAGGGUAAGAAGCAAUAGUUUCGUAGGUUUUUUUUCUUCGAUCUAUACUAUUCAAGAAGAGUAGUAAGUCUUUCUUGCUGGCAAGCGGGCAUUCAUCCAUACAUCCACAGCUGCUAUGCUCCAAUGUUUGAUUAUCACCUUAAAGUGAUACAAAUGCGCUCAAAUUAAAAACCAAAAAAACACACUAAAUGGAGGUUUGGUGUGUUUGUCACAUCAAACAAAAACAAACGAAAAACAGUGCCUUGUUGCUGCUCUUGGGGGUUUAACGCUAAACCCAGGACGUGCUCCUCGGUUGAAACAGGUGUUUAAAAAAAAAAUCAGGAUUUUUUCUAUAUGCAAAACAAAAUGACGUUACCAUAAUCUCAGUGAAGCAGGUCACAGCCUAGAGUACCGCUAUAAGAGGUGAUGGAUUCGCAAUCUGUCCACCACAGUAACUUCCAUCAGUUUGACCACGCGUUCGGUAUCGACAAAAGAAGUCUUAGUUUAGUUAUUCGUUAUUCGCUCUAAAAUAGGUUUUCUUUUUUGUUUCGGUUUUCUUGUUACUAUAAUGCGAAAAUGUAAGCCUGCUAUCGUUUCAUUACAUAUUUGCUCCACACCAUACUAGCUCCUUUUUUUGCGAUGUUUACGUUAAGCCUCGUCGUUUUUAAAUUGUUGUUAAGAACGUGUUAGUUUGCUUGCUUGCUACGCUUUUCGUCGUUAUGUUUCGUUAUGUCGUCUAUAUUAAUAAUUUUGCUUAAAGCGUUCAGGUUUUGCCAACUUUUAUCAUCCACGAACGAGUGUUAGCGGAAGCGAAUAAUUUGUCUUAGUGCGUACUACCAUGUAAGCAGUAAUGUUAAUUUGUUUGUUUGUUUUUUUUUAUUGACGUUAGGCAUCGUUAGUAGAUUUAGUGAAUUGUUGGAUAGAUAUCGUGAAACAAAGAGAUAUCGGUUACUUCUAUCACGUACGUACGUAAAGUUAUCGCUUGCGAGCCGUGUAGAUGCCGCCUUAAAGUAGAUGAGUGCCCGGUGUGCGGUGUGCGUAUUUUUACUAGCCUAACUUAAAAAAAAGCUAUGCAAACGCGAGCGAAUAUUCCAUUCCGCGUACGAUUUGGAUUUGCGCGCGCAUGAUCGGUAAAAAUCAACGAGAGAAUACAAAAAAGGCUGUUGUGUUUCCAGUACAUCACAUUACACAUACAUACACACGAACACACACACACAACACAUCAGUCCAACACACCUCAAUACGCGGAAAAUGCAGGCUCAUGCAAUUAUCGUAGCGCACAGUAAAAAAGGAAGGAGCAGCUCGUAAAAGUACAAUUAGGUUUCGGAAAUGUUAGACAGAGCGAAGAAAGUUGUAAAGAUGUGUUUUUCGCUACCAUUUAAGCGCGAGUAAAGAUCAAAAGGUAGACGCAUUAAAGUGAGAAAAGCGGAGCGGAAACGAAGGUUUUGUUACUAUUGUAGCAACAAUUCGAAUUUCCCGCCAAAAACAAACAA
Molecule: messenger RNA, 6476 nt
Organism: Anopheles funestus (African malaria mosquito)
Lineage: Eukaryota; Metazoa; Arthropoda; Insecta; Diptera; Culicidae
Gene: Mondo
Product: AF4/FMR2 family member lilli
Exons: 11
Coding region: 1454-4873 (1139 amino acids)
Biological process (GO): regulation of transcription by RNA polymerase II
Cellular component (GO): nucleus
Molecular function (GO): protein dimerization activity; RNA polymerase II cis-regulatory region sequence-specific DNA binding; DNA-binding transcription factor activity, RNA polymerase II-specific
Source: RefSeq, a predicted model, not a curated record